GUCCCUCCGCUCUCCCCCCGUCCCUCCGCUCCCCUUUCCUGUCGGCCAUGGACUUGUCGAGGGAAUUCUUCGGUAAGCUGCGUGGCCUGGCCCUCACGCUGGAGAAGGAGGCGAGGCAGCUCGAGCGGGCCCUGCGCAGAGAGGACGUGGACUAUGAAGAUGAACCUCCAAUAAGAGUCCUACAGGACCUCCACUGUGAAAUCAGGACUCUGAAGGAAGAUGUUAAUGCCAGCCUUGGUAAGAGUUACUCUGAAAAGGAAGCAAUUAAUGACUUUAUGAAGGCAAUUGAAAUACUGAUGCAAAGAAAUGCAGCAGAUCUUGGAAAAAUAAGAGAGCUGUUCCAGAAAUAUGGCUACAAACCACAUUUCAAAGACUCUACAGAAGAAGACAAAGAAGUUAACAGCAGUGAUUCGGAGGUGUCUGCCCAGAACAAAUCUGAGGAAGAAAAACCAGAUCAUGUACCUCAUCCUCCUGCUAGUACUGAGAAGCCACUGGUUCCCAAGGACCCACUGCGUAACCCCCAGCUUUCUGAUUUUGGUCUUUCACAAUAUGCUUUCUCCAGGCCUUGGAGUGCAGUGAAAGGACAACAAGCAACAAAGGAACAUCAAAAAAACAUAAGUAACAGGACUCCUCUAAAACCACAAACCCCCCAUACUUUGCCUAAAACACCAAAAUGUAUGCUAAAGAUGGACGAUUAUGAGUGUGCAACACCAAAACUUGAACACUUUGGCAUUAGUGAACAUACCAUGUGUAUGAAUGAAGAUUAUACGAUGUCACUUCUUAGUAAAUCUGCUCAGACAAACAAGAAGCUUGUUAAAGAUGACUGUGAAGUGAAUGUACAAGAAGUGACAUCCAGGGAAAGCACAGUUACUCCUGGGCCAAAACCAAAAAUGACACCUGCAAAUGCAGCUGACUGGAUGGCUUCUCCUAUGGUACUUGUGUUCUGUACUCCUGAAGUGAAGAUCUGUUCAAGAGCAAAUAGUCAAGUAUUAUCAAGGUCACCAGAGCCAAAUGAACUGCCUCUUCCCAGUCAUACAAGAACACCACAGGUUCCAGAUUUUGAAACAAGAUGGCUAAAAUCAGAAGCUAAGCAGGUGAAGCAGGGGGAAAAGAACAAGUCAGUGACAAAGAAUGAUGCAACAGGCAACAAACAAAACAUAGAAGGCAACAUUCCUCUUGCUCUGAGUUCUGAUGAGUAUCUUAAACAUUUUGGAGACCCUUCUCCUCCCAAAAUAAAUCACUAUGACCAGUUACUCAGUACUCCUCCACCUCCUGAAAUAACAAGGAUACCAGAUGAUGUUCUACAGAUUCUGUCAAGGUAUAAUAGAGUAGACACUUCUAAAGCCAAGGAAAUUGAAGCCAAGGCAGGGAAUACUACAAGAUAUGAAAGUGAUUUCAGUAGUUACUGCAACAAAGAGAACAGAGUAUAUUCUGGAUUUUUCAAACCAAAUAUCUGA
Calypte anna (Anna's hummingbird) is the source of this 1457-nucleotide messenger RNA. RefSeq names its product spindle and kinetochore associated complex subunit 3 (gene SKA3). Gene Ontology annotation, cellular component: outer kinetochore; spindle microtubule. Gene Ontology annotation, biological process: chromosome segregation; mitotic cell cycle. The coding region runs from base 48 to 1457 and encodes 469 amino acids. Lineage: Eukaryota; Metazoa; Chordata; Aves; Apodiformes; Trochilidae. The transcript is spliced from 9 exons. The record is from RefSeq and is a predicted model, not a curated record.